This is a messenger RNA of Chiloscyllium plagiosum (whitespotted bambooshark), 2246 nucleotides long. NCBI's taxonomy places the organism in Eukaryota, Metazoa, Chordata, Chondrichthyes, Orectolobiformes, Hemiscylliidae. The record is from RefSeq and is a predicted model, not a curated record.
AUGGAAGAAAAGGAAGCUUAUCUCCCUGAUGACCUUGAAGAUACCAUUGAAUGCCAUUUUGCUCACACACCUGUUUCCCGAGCUGAAGCUGCAAGGGCUGUUGAGAUGUUUCAUGGUUUUGCAGUGCAGCUUGAAAACAUGGAAGACACGUUUGGCUGGAUUGAUGAUAUGCAUAUUGGAGUGAGUAACCUUGCAUUCCGACAUCUGAUUGAGUUUACUUAUACUGCCAAGCUGAUGUUACUGCAGGAGGAAGAGGCAAGUGAUGUAUGGAAAGCAGCAGAAUACUUGCAGAUGGAAGAGGCUAUGAAAGCACUCAACAACCGAGACAAUGCAGACUCACCGGCAAAAGCAAAGACAUCUGGCAAGAGGAAAGCCAAGAAGCGGACAAUAGCAGAAACCUCGAACGUCAUUACGGAAACCCUGCCAUCCAUCCAAGAAACAGACACUGUAGAAAUUGACCAGGAGAAUGUCUUUGCUGCGGAGAUUGUGGAGAUCAACGCGGAAGAGAUGGGAGAGGAGUCUGGGACUACUGUAAUGGAAGCAGUGGAGAACCUGCCGACGGCAGAUGACUCGAUGCAGCCAUCUGGUGAUGCGGCGGGAUCAGAACAACCGGCCGAAUCGGCACUUGCUUUGCUUGCCGAUAUCACCAGCAAAUACCAACAGGAUGAGCUGGACAAGGAGCUGGAAAAGGAAGGGGAACGAGAGUCUGCAGGCCAGUCCCAGGAGGAGUCAGAAACGUCCAUUGUAACAGAGGAUGGGAUCCACAUUGUGGAAGUGCUGGCGCAGGGUGACAAACUGUUCUGUUGUGAGAAAUGCAGCCGCUCCUUCAGACUCUUUUACCACUUCAAGGAGCACCUAAAGGUGCACUCGGGAGAGAACUAUGUAUGUCACCUUUGCAGCAAACAAUACACACGGGAGAGUGCCUGGAAGCAGCACCUGUCCUCCCACCGAGAAGAGGAAGGUGGGAACAAGAAGCCACGGUGUGUCCGCAAAGUGCAUGUGUGUCAGUACUGUGAGAAACAGUUUGACCACUUUGGACAUUUUAAAGAACACCUUCGAAAGCAUACGGGUGAGAAGCCCUUUGAGUGUCCAAACUGUCACGAGCGAUUUGCCAGGAAUAGCACACUGAAAUGUCACUUAGUGGCCUGCCGAACGGGUACGGGUGCAAAGAAAGGAAGGAAGAAGAUGUACGAGUGUCAGGUUUGCUCCAGCGUCUUCCCCAGCUGGGACCAGUUUAAGAAUCAUCUGGCAGUGCACACAGGCGAGAAACCCAAUCACUGCACCAUUUGUGAUAUGUGGUUCAUGCGGGCCAGCGAACUGCGGCAACAUGUCAAGGACGUCCAUGGAGCUGCUGAGCAGGAAGUGGGUGAGGUGACGGAGAUUGUCGUGCCCGUGGAGGUCAUUGACACUGAGGCGAUGGAGGGGGAGACUAUCAUUGAGCAGGUGACGGUGUAGGAGAUGGCCAUGAGAGUGGGGGAGGAUGGGUUUGACACCCAGAUCAAAUUCUUCCACUCUCAACCAACCAGGCUGAGUGUGAGUGAGUGUGAGGAGAAGUUGCUGACCUGCAGUGGGGUUAUCAACGGGGCAAAUCAAAGGCACUGAUAUCAGCUAUGAUGACAACUAGCAGUACCUGUGCCAGCAUAGGAGAUGUUCAGAGGCUGCAUUUCCACCACUGUCGGACUACAAGUGACGGCCAAAUUCCUUUUGCUGCCUGACUGGAAAGAACUGCAGUGCAAGACUACACAAAUUAAAUCUUCUUGCCUGAACUCGUUUGGACUUCCAUUGCUGCUGAGGUAUUUAUGUUGCCAUCAUUUAGUCCAGGGAUGUGAAGUUUCUCGGUUAUCAGGAACCAUGGUAAUUGAUCAACUUGCAUCCACUGGCUGAAAAUCCCAGCCCACCACGUUUUGACUCCUAGCAAAGCAAUAUGGAUGCACCACAGGUUGUACAUGUGGCACUUUUGGUGGAAGCACCCUGUUGCAGUCACAGACACAUAUAUACUGGGAGUCUUUGUCAAUGUUAACUUCAAUAGCCUGUGCUUUGUACAUAGCUGGGGUUGCAGCCUGUCUGGUGUGCCGGAAGUGCUGGAAUGUUUUUGAAUGGAUUAUUGGUGCAAAGGGGAGAGGACCCUACUCGUGCUGGGGUCGUUCCAGUCAUCCAGCUCACUUCUGUAAACAUUCACAAUGAACGCACAACAAUUAAAUCCAUUUACAGGCCUGUCAAUAAAAAACAGUGGCUGGUUCAGUAGA